Molecule: messenger RNA, 4840 nt
Organism: Suillus subalutaceus
Lineage: Eukaryota; Fungi; Basidiomycota; Agaricomycetes; Boletales; Suillaceae
Product: SSD1 protein
Exons: 14
Coding region: 209-4576 (1455 amino acids)
Cellular component (GO): P-body; exosome (RNase complex)
Molecular function (GO): 3'-5'-RNA exonuclease activity; RNA binding
Source: RefSeq, a predicted model, not a curated record
CGACGACCAGCUUUAAGAUCCCUUCCACGCCUAUACACGGCAUUCACUCUUCAUAAUCCCUCACUCGCCCUACAGGGCAAAGACGACAUAAUCUUCACAUUCCUGCCUGACAAGAUAACUCUAGUUCACAUUCUUCCAGAAAACAGAUAAUCCAAAAAAACGUUGGACAUCCUGUAAUAGUUUCCUGCCUCCGUACGAUACGAACGAAAUGACCGACGAAUUCACUCAAACACAUAACCUGCCGAAGAAGGACGAAAAGAGGCCCCCUUCUGUAUCAAACAGAAAUUCGAAGAGAACUUCAUCUAAUGCUAGACCUUCUUCCGCAGCCGGCAACCUCCAAGGUGCCCCAAGGCCUUCCUCUAGGUCUGGUAACAAGAAACCUCAAACAGGGGUGUCUGCUACUGGCGGCACCGAGUCUGGUUCAGACACCAACAGGAAAGCUCCCGAGCCUAAGAAAGCCGAACCUCGUAGCAAGAGCCAGACCGGUGGUGCCACACGAAAUGGUAAUCACCGCAAAGGUCAACCUUCUGCGUCUCAGGGUACACGCGGCAUGACCGGCCAUUCCUCUUCGCCUGCACCCCCUUCCGCAUCAGAAUCAAGCGAUGCUUUGUCUUCUUUACAGAGAGUCAUCGCAGACCUGAAGACAACUUCGCCUCCAAACCAAUCUUCCUCUCCUGGCAUCAAUAAUUCGCUCGCUGCUUCUAUGCACGCUCCGCAAGCACAACCUUCAAGCCUUCCAGUUAAUGCACUAGUGUUCCAGCCAGGUGCUUCUUCUUUCCCUGGGCCCAACCUCGCAGAUGCCGUUAGGCACCGCAAAGCUGUUUCGCUAGGCACCGCUGGUGUUCCCGGUAACUAUAACUCCUUCUCGCCUCACCUAGGCGCGAUGAUGGAAGAUGCCGAAGAUGGUACCGGAGCUUCAUUCGAAGACGGCGAAAUCCCUGAACAUUUCUACCCACAUCAACAAGGGCACCAGCCUCGCUCCCAGUCUCAAAGUUUCAUGGCUCCUCGUUUCGCCGCUCUCGCAGCACAAGAACAGGAUGUUCUCGGACCCACUGGUCGUCCGCAGCUUGCCCCUGGUUUCAUGUUUGGAGCGCGUAGAAGAACUAGCUCUAAUGUUCCCGUUGGUCUGCCUAUCAACGAGGAAGAUGUCAGAUUCCAGUUCCCUCAGCAACAACCCAACUUUCCUUCGGAUGAACAACCCCAUAGGAAGCCUGAAGGUGACUUCACAGGGAUUAUGGCUGAACAGAUUGCCCUCCAGAACCAGAUUGAGGCGCUUCAGCAACAACAACAAGCUUUGUACCAGCAGCAGCUCGCUUCGAACCAGGUCCUUUCACUGCAAACUCCGGGAUUGGUCCCAAACAGGCACAGGCGUGUCCAAAGCACAUUACCGACCAAUAUGGGUGGAAAUUUAGGUGUUAACGCUUUCAACUCCCCUAUGGGCCAAUUCAAUAGCAUGAGCAAUCUCGGUCUUGGUCUCGAUAAUCAGCCAGCUGGUCUCCCACGCGGCCACGGCAGACGACACAGCGUCAAUGUUGUCAACAAACCCGGUCCCGCUCAGGGGUCAAUCAGCUUUCCUUACAGUGGUCAGGACGGUUUCGAUGACGGUUUUGCACCUCCUCCUGGCUUUGGUGGUCACUCUCGCACCACUUCUCGAGUUGAUUCUAGCUGGCGCAUCAAUGGAGGUGUUGGCGCCAUCCAAGGCAACAAUGCAUUCGCCGCUGAUCUUGCUCAAGCACAAGCGCAGCUUCAAAGCUUGCAGCAGUUCCGUGCUGCGGCUGGGGGCCACCAUCACAAGAUGCCAUCUUUCUCGUUCCCCAACAUGCUUCCAAACAUGAUGGCUGCGAACAUGAUGGGUCUGAAUAUGGGCGGUGUCAGCUUACUGCAGCAGCAGCAACAACAGCAGCAACAGUUCCAAUCGCAGCUUCAGCAACAAUCUAACCAGCCCCAACGCAAAUCUCUUUUCGCUCCUUACCUACCUCAGGCUUCGCUGCCGCCACUUCUUGCAGCAGGAAAACUAGUUGUUGGGAUCUUACGAGUCAACAAACGCAAUCGCUCAGACGCAUACGUUGCUACCGAGGUUCUCGACGCCGACAUCUACAUUUGUGGAUCCAAGGACCGUAAUCGUGCUCUGGAGGGUGAUAUUGUCGCCGUGGAGCUUCUUGAUGUUGAUGAAGUAUGGGGAACGAAGAAGGAGAAGGAAGAGAAGAAGCGCAAGAAGGAAGAGAACUCCGCCUAUGACUUGAAGUCGUCUUCAGUACGCCGGGACGACAAGAAAAAGGAUGACGUUGAAGUCGAGGGCCAAGGUUUAAUGCUGUUCGAAGAUGAGGAGGUUACCGAUGAUGUCAAGCCUCAGUUUGCGGGGCACGUCGUUGCAGUUGUUGAGCGUAUGCCUGGUCAACUCUUCUCUGGCACUCUUGGCCUGUUGCGCCCUUCAUCCGCUGCGACUAAGGAGAAGCAGGAGGCUGAGCGCAGGGAACGUGAAGGCGAUCGUGGCGACGAGCCCAGGCGCGGACCCAUAGAACGCCCCAAGAUCGUGUGGUUUAAGCCCACCGAUAAGCGAGUACCGCUCAUUGCCAUUCCGACUGAACAAGCACCUGCGGACUUCGUCCAGAACUCUGAGGCCUAUGCAGACAAGCUGUUCGUUGCUUGUAUCAAGCGUCACCCCAUUAGUUCGCUCCACCCAUUCGGUACUUUGGCUGAAGAGCUUGGCCCCAUUGGAGAUAUCGAAGUUGAAACUAGUGCUUUGUUAAAGGACUGCAAUUUCCCUACAGAGGAAUUCUCGGACAGCGUUCUUAAAUGCCUGCCUCCCACACCCUGGACUGUACCAGAGAGGGAGUUUGAGGUUCGGAAGGAUCUUCGUGAAGAGCGCAUCUUUACUAUUGAUCCUGAGACUGCAAAGGACCUUGAUGACGCACUGUCCAUUAAGGCCAACGACGAUGGCACUUAUGACGUGGGCGUGCACGUCGCUGAUGUCUCUUAUUUCGUCAAGCCUAACACUGCUCUUGACCGCGAUGCUCGCAAGAGGGCAACCAGCGUGUAUCUCGUGCAGCGCGCCGUCCCCAUGCUUCCUCCCACUAUCAGCGAAGAGGCGUGCAGUCUUAACCCUGGUGUUGAACGUCUGGCAUUCUCGGCUGUCUUUACCAUGACCAAGGAAGGCAAAAUCGUCAACAGGUGGUUGGGCAAGACCGUCAUUAAAUCUUGCGCGAAACUGUCAUAUACCGACGCUCAGAAAGCUAUCGACGGUCACAUUCUAGGUGAUCUCGUGGUCGCUCCGGAACACAAUACAUCAGCUAUUGUACAUGACAUCAAGGUUCUGAAUGGUCUCGCAAAGCAACUUCGUGCUACGCGCAUCCAGGAUGGCGCUGUCAGCCUAUCGUCUAAGCGCCUCAAGUUUACCCUGGAUGAAAGCGGCCGACCAGUGGACUGCGAGCAGACCGAGAACAGCGAUGCAAACGACGUCGUUGAAGAGUUCAUGCUACUAACUAAUAUCACCGUUGCGCAACGUAUUGCCGUUCACCUUCCCGAGCAGGCCUUGCUUCGUAGACAUGACACGCCGCUCGAGAGACGCCUCAAUCUUUUCAUUGAACGUGCCAAUCGACUCAAUAUUGCAGUUGAUGUCUCCUCUAGUGGUGCCCUCAUGAAGUCAUUCGAGGCGAUCACAAACCCUACUGCCCGCAUGGUGUUGGAGCUGAUCUCCCACAAAGCUACUCAGCGAGCCAAAUACUUCUGCGCCGGCAUGCUCGAUAUCGCGAAAUACAACCACUAUGCUUUGAGCGUGCCCCUCUACACUCAUUUUACCUCUCCUAUCCGGCGCUACGCGGAUGUUCUUGUGCACCGUCAACUCGAAUCAGUUUUGCAGGGUGGAGUGGAACCUAAAUUCUCCAUGGACCGUGACGCUGUUGCAAAGAUUGCUCAACAGUGCAACAUCAAAAGGGACUCGGCAAAUUUGGCACAGGAGCAGUCGACCCAUCUCUACUUAUGUGUUCUAAUCUCGGACCUCACCCAGCGAUAUGGUCCUGUCAUUCGUCCAGCCAAGGUUGUUAGUGUCCUUGAUGCUGCGUUUGACGUUCUUGUCCCCGAGUUUGGCAUUGAGAAGCGGGUCCAUGUCGACCAAAUGCCUAUUGACAACCACGUUUAUGAUGAGCACUCGCAUACCUUGCAAAUCUAUUGGUCGACUAGGGACGUCCUUAGCUGGUUGGCGGAGAACAGCGAUGACGAGCACUUGAAGAAGGUUAAGCAGAACGCUGAGGCCCACGCAGUCAAAAUGGAAGUUGCAUCUCGCUCUGUGCAUGACGAGAAGGCCCUCUUUGACGAGGAUGAUGCCGAUGAAGAUGAGAUUGUGUUAGGAAGGGACAUGGAAGCUGAAAAGGCACCUGAGACCUCGAAGCAAAGGCUCUUGUCUGCCGCCAAGGUCCAACCUGUGUUUGAGGGUUUGAGGACCACACCGGCUGGCCACAAGAUUCAGGACAUCAAGGAGCUCAUGACCGUUCCCGUUAUCGUGACUGCUGAUUUGACCAAGAGCCCGCCCGUCAUCAAGGUGUAUAGCGUCAACCCUUACGCAGAGCAGAAGAAGUAAUACUCUGCAUCCACCAAUGACGACGGCGUUUUAUGUGUACGAUAACCGUUUGAUAUUCCAUCAUGCUCUCUUUUCCAAUUCCCUUCUAUGUUACUAACUCACGGUCUGUACAGUAUUCGGUCAUCCACGAUUUCCUUGUUACAUUCUCUCCUUUACUUCGCCAAUAUGCCGUUGUUGUCUACAGGCCCUGUGUUGGGUCGUGUCUCGCUAUACUAUAGCAUUAGUUCGUUAGUAGUAUGAAAUCUAACAUGUUGUCUUCUGUUA